Molecule: messenger RNA, 1548 nt
Organism: Linum tenue
Lineage: Eukaryota; Viridiplantae; Streptophyta; Magnoliopsida; Malpighiales; Linaceae
Source: the annotation of a GenBank genome assembly
AUGGCGGCCAUCAAUGGCUUCCACCACCAUGACCUGCACCUCGACCUCUCCAGCCACAGCAGCAGCACCACCACCACCGAUGACUUCUCCCACUGGAGCCAAGGCUGGUCCCCCGUCGUCGACUGGGAAGUCCUGUCCGGCCACCACCGCGACGAUUUCCACGACCUUCUAGCCGGAGCCACCGCCGCCGUUGAUGCAGAGGAGGAGGGUUUCAACAAUUACAGCCCCACCACCACAACCAACUCCGGCGACACCUCGACGACGGCGGCGAUGGUGAUCGAUCACGAAGAGCAAGAAGAAGGAGAAGAAGAUCAGGUGGAAGAGGAACAGGACUCGAAAGGGCUGAGAUUGGUCCACCUCCUGAUGGCGGCGGCGGAGUCCCUCACCGACGGCCCGACGAGAUCCCCCGAUCUCGCCCGCGUGAUAUUGGUUCGGCUCAGGGAACUGGUUUCCCCUCACCACGGCUCCAACAUGGAGCGAUUGGCUGCUCAAUUCACCGACGCCUUGCACUACCUGCUCGACGGCGGCGGCGACGGCGGCGGCGGAAGCAAGAAUCGGCAGCAAUUGACCCCCAAUUGCCACCGGGACGAGCACCAGCCGGCGGAUGUCCUGGCGGCGUUCCAAUUGCUGCAGGACAUGUCGCCGUACGUCAAAUUCGGGCACUUCACCGCCAAUCAGGCGAUCCUCGAGGCGGUGGCCCAGGAGCGGCGGAUCCACAUCGUGGAUUACGACAUCAUGGAAGGGAUCCAGUGGGCCUCGCUGAUGCAGGCCCUGGCGUCCAGAAAAGGAGGCCCACCGACCCCUCACCUCCGGAUCACGGCCCUGUCCCGGGGCGGGAGCGGGGCCCACCGGAGGAUGUCGAUCGGGACCGUGCAGGAGACCGGCCGGCGGCUCGUCGCCUUCGCGGCGUCGAUCGGGCAGCCGUUCUCGUUCCACCAGUGCCGGCUCGACUCCGACGAGACGUUCCGGCCGUCGGCGGUGAAGGUCGUGAGAGGGGAGGCGUUGGUGAUGAACUGUAUGCUCCACUUGCCUCACUUCACGAACCGGGCGCCCGAAUCCGUCGCGUCGUUUCUGAACGGGUCGGGUUGCUUGAACCCGAGGCUGGUAACCGUGGUGGAGGAGGAGGUGGGGGCCACAGGCCGUGGGUUUAUGGGUCGGUUCAUGGAUACCCUGCACCACUACUCCGCUUUGUACGACUCGCUGGAGGCCGGGUUUCCGAUGCAGGGCCGGGCGAGGGCGCUGGUGGAGCGGGUGUUUUUGGGCCCAAGGAUAGUGGGCUCGGUGGGCCGGAUUUACAGGACCCGGGGGAGGGGAGAGGACGGUGAAAGCGGGACGUCGUGGUGGGAAUGGUUGGGUGCGAACGGGUUUAGGAGAGAGGGCGUGAGCUUUGCGAAUCAUUGUCAGGCGAAGUUGUUGCUUGGAUUGUUCAACGACGGGUACAGGGUGGAGGAAUUGGGGUGCAACCGGUUGGUUCUGGGUUGGAAGUCAAGGCGCUUGCUCUCUGCUUCCAUUUGGACUCCGCCGCCGGCGCUUUCGGAUUCCGAUUGA